AUGGAGAUUACGUUGGCAAGGUUCUUCAAUGUCAUGAAUGUCUUGAAGGAGGCAACUGCACUCGUUGUCCACUUGGCUGACUUUGAUGAAGAAUGGGUCUUGAAGACGGCCGGCAAGCUACAUGAAGGAUUUACGAAGGAAGCCAUGGAGGGCAACCUGCAUGUGAUACAUGCGCCGCGGGAUCUCUAUCCCUUGCGACAAGCUGAAUCUAAAUCCUUCGAGCUGUCGGGUUUUCAGAAUGCCGAUCUGAAUGGCAAGUACUCUCGCCUCACAGCCACGGACCAGGUGUCCUAUGCAUCUGCUAGUCGCCAGUACGUCCUUGUCUGGUGUGCGCACACAACUACGGUGGUUCACCGACGCUGGGUACUGCUUGCCUGGGAGGAGUGGAUGUCGAGCGGUGACUGCAAGGGCAAAGCCCGGGCACCUGAGGAGCUGGAAAUGCUCGACGAAAGCGUGAGAGGUUGGGAGGAGCAGGUGGACGGAAUCUGGGUCCAAGCUGCAGACGCGAAAAUUUCGAAUGUGGCAGUUCAAGAGGGUGUCCUGCUGAAGUUUGGUGACAGCCCCAAGAGAACAUGGUGGAGGACCAAGCAGAAUCUGGAUUACGCCUUCCUCAUGUGGUAUGCCGCAGACAUUUCAGAUUACUACAUGCAACUGGAGGAUGAUGUGCAUCCUGUACCGCUCUUCGCAACUUUUGUGCAAAGCGCCAUUGAGAGAAGCCUGCUCGGGAAGCCAUGGGUCAUGGCUUCCUUUUCGAGCUUGGGCUUUAUUGGCAAGCUCUUCAACAACUCGCGCCUCCCCAGUCUCGCGCACUUUCUGCUCGCCUUCAGUGCGGAAGCCCCGUGCGAUUGGCUGGUAUGGACCUGGAUCGACACCUGGAGCCCUACUCCUGUGACCGCAGAUCUGCCUGAGAUGCUUGAACAGGAUUUCUCAAGGAAGCCAGAGUCUGCCAAAGAAGGUGAAGCAGUCGAGAAGCUGAAGUCAAGGGAGGACGUCUCAUUGUAUUAUUUGGACAGCUCGUUGCCACGGAUCUUCCUGAAUGAGGCGGUGCCUUCAAGCACACUGAAGCCCAAGAUGGACGACAACGGGGCAUGGACCAUGAGUCACCCAAGAGCAGCAGUGGAAAGCCCUAUGGUGCCAUACAAGAACUACAAUCCUGAAGCCGCCUACCCGCCGGGCGACCCUUUGGGAUUCUGGACGGCGGAGAACUGUGCAGAGGCAAUGGACUCACAGGACCCUCACGCAGAGGUGCAGUGCUUAGGGAACAAGUUCCUGAGAUUGAAGUUCUUCGAGGCCUUCACAGCACAGGCCCGGAUCGUCCUUCAUCAAGGCCGCCCUGGCCACGAGGCAGACUUCAUUCGAAACGGGCAGCUACGCGUGUCCCAGAGGAGUGACUGCAGCGAACCCACCAAUCUGCGGAACAUUUCAAAGGCCGAAGAAACCUGGGAAGGCAAGCUGGAAGGGGUGCGUUGCUUGGAGAUCGCUGUUAUGGCAGCCCAGCGAGAAUGGAUUUUGAUCCGUGAGAUCGUAGUUCAGAGGGUCGACGUGCCCACGGCGUCAAGGCCUUCGACGCGAAUUCCGAAGGAGCAGCCUCCAAAGGAGCAAACUCCGAAGGAGCAGAAGGAGAGUUCUUCAUAUCCCUUGAACGCUGUGGCAGUGUUCAUUGGCUUCUUUGCCGGUAGUGUGGCGUGGCUUCUCGUCCGAUGCAGCCCGCGCGAAUCUCGCAACACCAAGAAUCUUGGCGAGCUGAGCUGCUGGGCGCUCUACUACAUCCUGGUGCUUGACUUGCUCGUCUUCUUCCUCCUAUGGCCCUCUUCAGGGCCAGCUGGAGCAUAUGGCCGACAGCCACCCCAGCCACAUUCUGACUUUGUUUCCAAUAAGCUCUGCGCAUCAGGGCAGCCUCAUCAGCAGCAUCUUCCCCUGGACUGGCAGUCUUUGAGCUCUGGUAUUCUUAAUGUCGAUGCCUCGAAGAUUAUGCACCUUGGCUCGGCUGCGGACCCUCGAUUUUCGAAGCAUUCUGAGCAGGCCCCAAAGGCCCCAAAGGCCUUCCUGUCGGUUGGACUUAUCCUGGAUCCCGAAACUGAGCCAGCGACCGCGGCCAACGAUUUGGCACAUUUGCUUAGUGCCACCGGGAACGCGGCCCUCGUGGGCAUACUGGUGCCCCCCUCCGAGAAGGCACGGCAGGCACGGCGAGGGGAGUUGAUCCUUGGCAUUCGAGCCAUGCUCGGAGGAUUGAGCCCGGAGAUGCAAGCUCUCAUCCACCUGCUCGACCCCUCGCUUGAUCUGUACCCGCAUCCCCCUGCUAGACGAUACAACGUCGAUUUGGCACUCCUCAUCAGUUUUCUGCGGCCAUUGGCUGACACCUUCAUGUUGCUGGAAACAAGUUCGGUCAUGGCCCCGGGGUAUCCCCAGCUUCUUCAGCAGCACUCGCUUCGCUUGGCUUCCCAGAACAACUCUUGGAUCAGCAUCCGCUUCAGCAAGCACGGUCACGCGAGGCAGCUCAUUCGCUCCAAGUUCCUGCAGCGUUGGAUGGAGUUGCUUCUGAUGUUUCCCGAUCUUCCGGCGGACGCUUUGUUCUGGGACUUCCUUGACGUCGUCGCCGAGCAGCGGCCGAGAUCCACGGAGCUAGGUUCUUUGAGAGGCGAGCGCUCGGAUAUCAAGAUCUUGUACGCCGAAGACAAAGAGGCCAUUGUUGAGCACCUCGGCGAUGUUUCCUCCUUGCAAGGCAAAGUACAACGGGCAUCCGAGGAGUGGUUCAAGAGUCACCCGCUUCCUGAUUCGCUCUUCGACAAUCCUUCGGGGGCGUUUGCGACCAACACGAAGGGGCGGUCCGACCUGCUGCAGUCACUGUACGACGAUUCUGCACCCAACCACCAGGUCAGCUGUGGCCGACACGAAGCCAAUACGUGUCAGCAAUGCCCCGAAGGCCUCCCGGGAUAUGGUGAAUUCUGGUGCAAUGGUGACUGCGGAUGGGCCAACGGUGAAUGCAAAGCGGUCUACAAAACUCAUGACGUCACCUCGCCGGGAGCCUGGUUGGAGUUGGUGUUCAAAGAGCCCCAUGAUGUUGAGGCGGUCAACCUGCGAAUGGGUGGCACCGUGAAGCAGAGCUCCGCGGCGGAGGCUCCUGAUGACGACUUCGACUACGCACUGGAUGAUGCCGAAAUGCUCUUUGGGCAGAGUGCGGCUGCCAGCGAGGGGCAGCCAUGCGGCAAGUACAGCAGGAUCCUCAACCUCGCCGGGCGUGAGGUAUUCUGGCGAAGCAGCUUUAGCACACCCAUCAAGGAUGUGCGGUGCAUCCGCAUCCAGGUGUCUCGCGCUCAGCAGCAUCCUCUGGUUCUCCGAAGUCUCCAAGUGCGGACGCAGCUUCCGCAGGACAAGCCAGCGCCACCCCCUUCGCUCCGAAGCUCUGUCGUCCGGAGUCAGGGAGAGACGCGGCACGAGCACUUCCUGCAAUGGGUAUGGUUGACCUGGCUGGCAGUGCUUGCAGGAGUCUUCGCGGGUCUGCUGGGCACUCUGCUCAGGCGCAAGACGAGGCAGCACGACCUCCCAGGUGUUGGACGCAGCUGGUGA
Messenger RNA from Symbiodinium natans, 3567 nucleotides. The record is from the annotation of a GenBank genome assembly. Lineage: Eukaryota; Dinophyceae; Suessiales; Symbiodiniaceae.